Beauveria bassiana ARSEF 2860 is the source of this 1596-nucleotide messenger RNA. RefSeq names its product MFS transporter. The transcript has 4 exons. Bases 1 to 1596 code for a protein of 531 amino acids. Gene Ontology annotation, biological process: transmembrane transport. Lineage: Eukaryota; Fungi; Ascomycota; Sordariomycetes; Hypocreales; Cordycipitaceae. The record is from RefSeq and is a predicted model, not a curated record. Gene Ontology annotation, molecular function: transmembrane transporter activity.
AUGAUUCAUUGGCCAUGGUCAGGUAGCGACAAGCCGCCUGCAUGGCUGGCCUUUCGCUCCUCCUCGAUAAUCAUCACAGUCACCGUCAGCUUUGCUGUAUUCACCGAUGUCUUCCUCUAUGCCGUCGUUGUCCCCGUGAUUCCAUUCACGCUCGAGUCUCGCAUUGGCGUCGCUUCUAACAAAGUUCAAUAUUGGGUAUCGGUUUCUCUCGCCGUGUUUGCCGUGUCCUUGUUCACCUCAUCUCCAUUCUGGGGAUGGAUGGCCGAUAAAUACCAAAAUCGCCGCGUUCCAAUGCUCGUUGGUCUUCUGUGGCUUCUCGCCGCCACGCUACUUCUCUGCUUCAGCAGCAACAUUGCCAUGCUACUAAUAGCCCGUAUCCUACAAGGUCUAUCGGCGGCCAUGACGUGGAGUGUCGGCCUUGCGCUUCUCAUUGACAGCGUCGAUAAAAACCACGUUGGUCGUGCUGCGGGGUGGACGAGCACAGCACUGACACUUGGCAUCUUACUCGGUCCGCUGGUAGGAGGCAUCGUCUAUGAUAGAGCCGGCAACUACGCCGUCUUUGGUAUUUGCUUCGGCCUAAUUGGCAUUGACAUUGUCUUGCGCUUGAUGAUUAUAGAGGUCAAAGAUGCUAGGAAGUGGAUUUCCGAAGAGUCGGUGUCCAUGACCACCCCGGAGACUGCCGCUGAGAUGACAGCAGGCGAAUCAAGCGCAGAACAAGAUGCGUCAGCCACAGAUCCAACAUCUCCCACCAGACAAACCAGCAUAGAGCCUAGCGGCGUUGAAGAGGGUGCCGGCGGGAAUACAAGGAGACGAUCGAAAGGCGCAUUCUCGAUUGGAGGACAAAAUGGAAUGUUGGGACUGUUGAAGAAACGACGCAUGCUCUGUGCCCUCUUUGGCGUCAUCAUUCAAUCCGCUACACAGACAUCCUUUGACGCCAUCAUGCCGCUUCAGGUCCAUGACGUUUUCCACUGGAAUGCCAUCGGUGGCGGCCUCAUCUUCCUUCCCAUCGUGCUCCCUACCUUUCUCGGCCCUCUGUUCGGCGGCCUCAGUGACAAGUACGGCCCUCGCUGGUUCACGGCCGGCGGUUUCCUGUUCUCUGUUCCCUUUUUCGUGUGCUUUCGCUUCGUGACGGAAAACACCAUCAACCACAAAGUCAUGCUUUGCGGGCUGCUGGUCGCCAUCGGCCUCGGCGAGGCGCUUCAGGUAGCGCCCCUCAUGGCGGAAAUCUCGUGGGCCGCCGAGGAAGGGCGCGACGACGCCGGGGAAGAGGCGGCCACCGUGCCGUACGCGCAGGCCUACGCGCUCUACAAUAUCUCGUUUGCGGCGGGCGCCAUUGUCGGCCCGCUGCUGUCGGGCAUGGUGCGCAAGAGCGCUGGGUUCGGGACUGUGGGAUGGUGCCUGGCGCUUAUCAACGGCUUCGCGGCGCUAGUCAUGCUCAAUUGGGUAGGCGGUGCGCCGCUGUACAGCUUCAGACAGGGUAUAAAGCAAAAGAGUUCGAAAGCAACAGGUGAUUCGACCACGACGAACGCUGAAGGUGGACAGCUGAGCGACGUCAAGGACAAGCCCCAAGGAGAGACGACGGCGGCGGCGCAGUAA